UCAGAAGCGCUAAUACGUUUCGGUUGUGCUUGUGUUUACUUAGGAAAGCCUGGCUGCAAGCUGAAAUGUUGGUGUUCCUGUGUUAAUACGUUAACUUAGCUAACUGUUGAAUAGCUCUGAAUUAGGAGAGCAGUAACUACGUUUAAGGCUCAAUCUAGCAGAGACAUGAGUGAUGAUGCCAAAGGCUUGGAGACCCGGUCCAGCGGUGAUUUGUGGUCAGAGAUCUGCUCGGAUCUGCCGGAGCCGCCGGAGCACGGAGCUGCUGAUGAACACUUCACCGAUUCAUUCCAGCCUCAUUGUCCUGUGAGCAACCAGAGCAACUUCACCUCUCCUAGUAACCUAACUUCUUCCAGUCAGUGGGAACCGAUGGCAGACUCUGCAGUCUACAUCGCCAGCUUAGAGAACCGUUUGAAGAGGAUUAAAGGUCAGUCAAAUGAGGUCACAUCAAGGGAAAUGCUGCGCUCCUUGUCCCAGGCCAAAAAGGAGUGCUGGGACAGGUUCCUCCAUGAUGCCCAGACUUCAGAGUUAUUCCAGGAAGGAGAUCUGGAUCAGAGUGCUUUGGAGCAGCUGAAGCGUUGGUUGUCUCCAGAGCGUGUAGCAAUCAGUGCAGAAGAGCUGGAGUACCUCCUCUUGCCGUCUAAGAGCACAGAGAGAGCCUCACACCACCCAUCCAGCACAGGUUAUUCCACAGAAGAGCUGGACGAGGAAGAGUGUUCAAGUCCUGAGAAAUAAGUCACAUCAUUCCCCAAAAGACUGUAGUCACAUGACCAGCAGAUGGUCAUAUAUUUGAGAUUCAGUGUGUAGUAUCUGAUGGUGAAAAUCUUCAGAGGAAAUAAUGUUGUGGACUUUGAGAUUGAUUUUCAAACCUUAUUCUGUAUUUUAAAGGAAGAAAAUGGAGUAUCUUAAUAAGUACUCUGUAAUCUCCCACCGUACUUUUUCCUCUCUCUCGCUCUCUCUCGCUCUCUCUCUCUCUCUCGCUCCCCCUUUGGCUCUGCAACAUGAAUUAGAGUUCAAGAUAAUGAACAGUAUUAUGAUCUUUGUGUGUUUAACUGCAUAAAUGAAAACCUUUAAAAGGUUUAACAGUCUUUAUGGCUUUUCCUACCAGGGUUUCAAGAAAACCUGAAAUCAAAACUGUCCUUUUUAGUCUUGCCUGUUCAUGUUCUUGAUUGUAUUGUACAUUAUACAUGAGGAUCAAUCUCUUAACAAA
Molecule: messenger RNA, 1207 nt
Organism: Pangasianodon hypophthalmus (striped catfish)
Lineage: Eukaryota; Metazoa; Chordata; Actinopteri; Siluriformes; Pangasiidae
Gene: ccdc32
Product: coiled-coil domain containing 32
Exons: 4
Coding region: 166-732 (188 amino acids)
Biological process (GO): cilium organization
Source: RefSeq, a predicted model, not a curated record